Pogona vitticeps (central bearded dragon) is the source of this 2902-nucleotide messenger RNA. It is a transcript of the gene NEDD1, whose product is annotated as NEDD1 gamma-tubulin ring complex targeting factor. Gene Ontology annotation, biological process: mitotic cell cycle; microtubule nucleation. The record is from RefSeq and is a predicted model, not a curated record. Gene Ontology annotation, molecular function: gamma-tubulin binding. Gene Ontology annotation, cellular component: centriole; cytoplasm; centrosome. Lineage: Eukaryota; Metazoa; Chordata; Lepidosauria; Squamata; Agamidae.
CUCUCCCCCCCCCCCGCGCCGAAGGAAGGGCGCGCGCGGGGAUGGGGGCGGCGAGUUGAUUCCCGCAGUGCCUGACGGGACGGGCUGAGAAGUUAGUUGUGAAGAAGUGUGGAAAAGGUCCGCUCGCGGCUCUCCCGGGCGGGCGCUUCGGGGAGGGGAGGACGGGAACCCGCCCGCCUUAAGACGUUCGUGGACGCCCGCUCCUGCCCUGCGAGACUUCAUGCCGACGAGGAGAGCUGGCUAGAGCGCUCUUUUCCCGGGGGGUGUCUCGGCCAAGGGGGAAGGUACAGCCAUGCAGGAAAGCAUCCGCUUUGCUUCAUCAGGAGAUGAUGAUGUUAAAAUAUGGGACGCUUCAUCCAUUACUCUAGUAGACCAGUUCAGUCCUCAUGCUUCAUCCCAUCCAGUUAAUGCUGUAUGUUGGGGUAGCAACAAUAACUUUCUGGUAACUGCAUCUACUGUUGGUGAUAAAAUAGUGAUUUCCAAUUGUAAAGGUAAACCAGUUCCACUCUUUGAAUUAGCUGAAGGGGGGAAACAAACAUGUAUAAAUCUGAGUUCUAAUUCAAUGUAUAUUGCAAGUGGAGGCACCGAUAGCACUGUUAAUAUCUGGGAUUUAAAGUUCAGAAAACUUCACAGAUCUCUUAAGGAUCAUAAAGACGAAGUAACUUGUGUGUCAUUUAACUGGAAUGAUUGCUAUGUUGCUUCAGGGUCUUUGAGUGGUGAAAUCAUCCUACACAGUCUUGCUACAAAUAUAUCCAGCAUUCCAUUUGGCCAUGGUACCACUCAGCCCAUUCGGCACUUGAAAUAUUCACCAUUUAAGAAGGCACUAUUAGGCAGUGUGUCUGACAGUGGAACUGUAACAUUGUGGGAUGCUAACAGUCAAACACCAUAUCAUAACUUUGAAAACGCCCAUAAAGCCCCAGCCUAUGAAAUCUGUUUUUCUCCCAUCAGUGAGCUGCUACUUGUAACCAUUGGUCUUGAUAAAAGAAUCAUUCUCUAUGACACCUCAAGUAAAAGGCAGUUGAGGACUUUAGCAGCAGAAGCUCCUCUAACUGCUGUAGAAUUCAUGCCUGAAGGAACUUCCUUAGCAAUUGGAUCUUCCCGUGGAAAAAUAUAUCACUACGACCUAAGAAAACUGACAGCACCUGUAAAAUCAGUCAGUGCUCACAAAACCUCUGUGAAGUGCAUAGCGCUGCAGUACUGUAAUACCUUUUCCAAGUCUAGUCUUAAAACCUCCUCAAAUAAGCAGGUUUCCAAGAGAUUUGAUACCAAGGCAACAAUUAACACUGGAGGAACUCAAAAUGUUGGCAUGGUCAAAAACCUUGCUCCUAAUGUAUCUGCUGUAUCAUUGCCCCUAUCGGUCCCUCUAGCUGAAAUUAAAGGGCCUGAUGCUAUUCAGGAUAAAUCAGGAUUCCCACGCAGCAGCAGUUUGGAUGUAAUUCCUUCCAAAGAAAUUGAUCACGGGAAUACUUCUAAUCUGACUAAUUUUGAUGAUUUGGGCAGAAAUAGUUUGGGUGAUUUGUUCUCUCCUCUUCGGGAUGAUGUUGCAGCUUGUAAAACAAGUGAAGAUGUUCCAGGAAAGAGUGAUGGCAUGGAUUUUCAGCCUUAUCUUUCAAGUUUGGAUUUUCUCUCCCAUUUCAACCCAACAAUACCUGCAAGAAAAAAUCCUAGCUCACACAUAAUGCACUCUAGUCCACUUAACGUCUUUGUUGGCUCACCUAUUAAAGAGGAGGAGGAGAAUCCAGAUAUUAAUGCUAAAAAGGCAAAUCAUGGAAAGCAAGAGACAAGAGAACAUCUCAAAUUGUUGAGCUCUUCAAGCUCAGAUUCUGGAAACCUGAAUUCUCCACCACUGGUCAGCGUAGUCAGGAGUCCUGACUCUCGAGAGAGGCUUAAGAAUCUCCAGGCCCACCUGACAUAUGAAUCACCGCUAAAUGGAACUACCUCGCCAAGUCCAAAGAUAACUUCUGCUGCGACUGCUGGAGUUGCCAGCUCACUAUCGGAAAAAAUAGUAGAUGCUGUUGGAAGCAGCAGAUUGAAUGCACCUUUAUCUUCAGUUCAAAUUCAUUUCAUUCAGAACAUGAUACAAGAAACUCUGGAUGACUUCAGGGAAGCCUGCCAUCGCGACAUUGUGAAUUUGCAAGUGGAGAUGAUCAAACAGUUUCAUGUGCAGCUGAAUGAAAUGCAUGCCUUACUUGAAAAGUACUCUGUAAAUGACAGCUUAGUAGCUGAAAUCGAGAGGUUGCGUGAGGAAAAUAAAAGACUGCAAGCCCACUUCUGACAAGACCAUGUAUAUGCAAGGAAACGGAAUUGAACUGUUGUUGCCCUCAGGCAUCUUGUCGUCUGGCCGAUACUGAACUAGUGUGUAAACUCAGUAUUUUUUCCAGAACUUUUUUAAUUUUAGAAAAAGCAAUACAUAACAUAUUAAUACAGAAAAAAUGCACUAAUAAUAUUUGUAUCAAGUGUUUUAUGGGAAACUUGAAAUACAAUGGUUGUAAAAGAGGGUAACAGAUGUAUUGUUAACCAGUUUUAGCUGUAUACGAAGUGCCUUUAUAAGAAGGGAAACUAAACAGGUAAUGUAAUUUGUAUAAGAAUUUAUUAACCUUCUUUGUCCUGAUGCAUUUAUUAUAUGCUUCAGUACUUCAGCAGGGUUUUUGUUUUUCUUUUUGCAAGGAAGUUGUUUUAUGAGGCUUUUAUAUCUCUUUAUCUGGCUAGAAGAACAUUCAAAUAUUUGGAUCUGAAUUCUUUCCUAUAAAUGUUACUUUGUAAGUGUAGAAUGUAUCUUUUCUUUUUGUUACAACUGAGUAAUGUAUUAAUCUGCAUAUUGGUGUAAUUUAAUGGCAGCCUGAUGAAUUUGCUCAAAUUGAAUAAACAUUUUUUGAAAUUCUGAUUAAAAUUACUUAGCAAA